AUGAGUGUCCGAGUGAAGUUCGUGUUGCUCGCAAAUUAUUAUUAUGGUCGACUCAUGGGUGUGAUCAACUUUGAGAUCGACUUUCGAACGGGACGAGCACGAUUAACCAAAGUGGCGACGAUUUAUGCGGCAGCGAUGAACAUUUUAUGCUUGAGUUUAUUUGCACUGAUAAUCAAAAGUAGAAUUUGGGAUUCGUUUUUGAUAAAGUUGAACGAGUUUCAUGAUUACGUCUUUAUUACGGUGUUGGUACUGCGCAUCUCGUGUGUCUUUGUGACCAUGUUAAAUCGCUGGUGGCAACGACAACAAAUCAUCCAAUUACUGAACCAAUUUCGCUGUCUCGUGCUGGAGCAACCGAAAGUUAUUCGAAUGUGGCGUCGCGGAGUCAUAAGCAAAUGCAUCACAGGCAUGAUAAACGAACUCACUCAAAUGUUUAUCCCUUUGUACGCAAUGAGAUCGACUCUCACAGCUUCAAUGGCACUUGGCCUGAUAACGAUGUGUGUUUUGGUAGCUCUGCUCAACAUUAUCAUCAGUCAGUAUUACUUUGCCGUGCUCAAUGUGCAUGGACACUAUGUGCUCUGCAAUGAGGAACUUCGUUCGAUACUGCAAGAAACACGAUCCUUGGAAUCGGAUUAUCGCAAGGGAGUCCGCAAUCUGAGAAGCUGUGCUUUAGCGGAUCGCAUUGAAAGCUUGGCACUUCGACAAUCAGCGCUGCAAACUCUUUUACAUAAAAUGACAAGAAUCUUUGGUAUACAGAUUUUGUGCAUGGGUACGAUUAUUUACAUUUCCUUCAUUGCCAGUUUGUACUCCGCAUUUCUUGCCAUUAAAUACAAAAUGAUCAACACCAAUUUCUUCACUUGGGAGAAUCAACUGUUCUUUUGGGCGUAUGCAGUUAUAUAGCGGAUGUUCAUAUAAGUUAUUCGAUAAUAUAUUAUCUAGAGGAUCAGUAUGAAAAGAUGCGACAACUUGUAAUGCAAUACUCGUCAUUCGCUCCCACUGUGGACAGACG
This is a messenger RNA of Drosophila sulfurigaster albostrigata, 1006 nucleotides long. Its product is annotated as putative gustatory receptor 59d. The transcript has a single exon. NCBI's taxonomy places the organism in Eukaryota, Metazoa, Arthropoda, Insecta, Diptera, Drosophilidae. Gene Ontology annotation, cellular component: membrane. The record is from RefSeq and is a predicted model, not a curated record. Bases 1 to 897 code for a protein of 298 amino acids. Gene Ontology annotation, biological process: sensory perception of taste.